Messenger RNA from Punica granatum (pomegranate), 973 nucleotides. Lineage: Eukaryota; Viridiplantae; Streptophyta; Magnoliopsida; Myrtales; Lythraceae. The record is from RefSeq and is a predicted model, not a curated record.
UCAUCCAAUCACAGCCCUCCAUUGCCUCCACCUCAUUGGCUCCUUCCCAUCAGCCACACAAUUUCCAGUAACAGAUAUUCCUAUCUCGUUCAGGAAAUCGCAGCUCUCUCUCUCUCAGUAAACUGAGCAGCAGCAAUGGCCGCUACAGCCUCUCCAAUGGCCAGUCAGCUGAAGAGCAGCUUUGCUGCUUCAUCGUCUUCCCUUAGGGGACUGAUCGCUCCUAGGGGCCUCUCCGGGUCUCCUCUCCGAGCAUUCCCCGGCAGGAGAAGCACCCGGUUCACCAUUAAAGCUGUUCAGGCAGACAAGCCAACUUUCCAGGUUGUCCAACCCAUCAAUGGAGACCCCUUCAUUGGGAGCCUGGAGACCCCAGUAACCUCGAGCCCGCUGAUCGCUUGGUACCUCUCCAACCUCCCAGCCUACCGGACUGCGGUCAGCCCACUGCUCCGGGGAGUCGAGGUGGGGCUGGCCCAUGGGUUCCUUCUUGUUGGCCCGUUCGUGAAGACUGGUCCGUUGAGGAACACCGAGUAUGCAGGAGCAGCAGGGUCGCUGGCUGCUGGAGGGCUUGUGGUCAUCUUGAGCAUCUGCUUGACAAUGUACGGGAUUGCCUCAUUCAAAGAAGGGGAGCCUUCAACCGCCCCUUCGCUGACCCUUACAGGGAGGAAGAAGGAGCCUGACCAGCUGCAGACUGCUGAUGGGUGGGCCAAGUUCAGCGGCGGGUUCUUCUUCGGAGGGAUCUCCGGUGUCGUUUGGGCCUACUUCCUUCUCUAUGUUCUCAACCUCCCUUACUUCGUAAAGUAGAGAAACUGUUGUAUUUCUCCCUCUUCUUCGGAGGGAUCUCCGUGGUGUCAUUUGGGCCUUCUUUCCUUCUCUAUGUUCUCAACCUCCCUUACUUCGUAAAGUAGAGAAACUGCUGUAUUUCUUCCUCGGAGCCUUCCGAUUAAGUUCGAGUAAAGCAUUUGUACCCCAUGCUGUC